CGCACCUGAAAGAAGGAGCAAAUCUCAAAUGUUUAUAAAGCUUCAGCGGUCAAAGAAGUCCGAUCUAUAUCCAGUGAUUGUAUCUCUUUAGGCGGAAGUUUGGUACAUUCGUUACGUCACCCCAUUCCUCAUCAUCGCCUUCAUCGCCCUGAGCGUCAUCUGCUACAUCAAAAUUGCUCUUGUGUUCCUUGAAAGCAAGCAGAAUUUCAUGCCGUCCAUCGCAAGUUUAAAGAAGAAACGAAUCAAAAAGUCAGAUAUUAUUCCUCAACAACCAACAUACAAGGUUCUGGCUACCAUUGAUGUGAAGUCUUCUCUGGUACUGGCAAAUCGCUCUAAGAAACACAAUCACAGCAAAAGAUUGAAACCGUUUAGUAAACACCUUUCAGCACUGCACCAUCGCAGUGUCAAACUGAAGGCAGUACGAGCUCUUGAGAGAUCUCGCAACCUGUUUAAAAGAGAUCUUCAAAAUGUCCAUCAAUGUCAUCCUGCAAAGACACACCCCAGAACUAGGAGUAACGAAGAUUUAAAACUAAAUAGAUCUCUACCUGGGCACAGUGGAUUUGUUAGAAAGAGUCUGUCCACUUCUUCACUUCCUGACCUUCCAUGUUUGUUAUGCCUAUCUCCGUCAAUAGCUUUUAAUAAAAGCUACCCGACGCUUUCAAACGCAAAACGCAUACUAGAAGUAAACACAAUAGAUAAAACAUACAACAUCAAGCAGGAGCGUUUUCUAAACGCCAGUUCUUAUUCUGUUAAAAUUGAGACAUCUAUAGAUAAAAUAGAAUGGCCAAAUAUUUCAGCAGAAAAACAAGUUUACCACACAAAUGUUAAAAAGUCAUUAACCGAGUCUGAAAUAAGUAGGUUUCUAUUAGACCCUACCGAAAAACAUUCAAAUGUGGAGCAGUAUUUUAAGGGAUGUCCAGCUGACAUCAAUAACUGUUACUGUCGACAAAAGCUUUUACAAUCAAAAUUUUCAAUUCCGAAUAGCCAAAAAAAGUUACAACUAGAUUUUCAUCUGGAUAAAAAUAAUAAAGAAUCAUUUCCUGAAUCAAGACAAACACACAAAUACAAGUCUAUGAAACAUCUGUUUGUACUAAAUGAGAAUGAUGUGAGAUUGGGCAAGUGUCCCGUUCUGGAAUUUCAUUAUAAUUCUGGAAUAAAGUUAGCUGCUGACAAGCGAUUUCUGGGAAAGCCAUUUAUCUCUUUACCAAAUUUAUUUGAAAAGACAUUUUUGAUAACCAAUGUUCUAAAGCGUGCACAUUUAACGCAGGCUGUGCUAUCUCCGAGUUAUUCAUCAUUGCCUUUUCCUGACCUGAACUCUUCCAGUAACAUGCAUCACGUGCGUUCUAAUUAUAAUAUGUAUUCUCUCUUGGAUCCAACUCUACACAAAAAGGAAUCAGACGAAUGUUUUCUACCCCUCAGAAACUUGACUCUCACCAGGUCCGACACAUCUUGUAACAAUCUCACACAUGCUUUCUCUGAGCCCAUACCGUCACCUGUAUCCGUAGACAAGAGAGAGGUAUUAAGUGGUAGAAAAUGUGCUCCAUCUAACUCGUGUUUACAAAGUUCACUGGGAAACGUCCAAAAACACUCCAGGUGUAAAAGAUGUAAAUACGAUGUCCACAAAGCCAUACUGAAAGUAGCCCAAACAGAGUUAAGCACCCUUGGACAUGACACAAAGUUAUACAAGUCUUACUCAUCACAAGGAUUACGAUAUCUUAAUAACAUUGGGGUUAAUGCCAAAGAAAAACAACUCCUAGGAUUGAACCCUGACCUCAUACAUUCCAGUCACUCCACUCUAUCGAUUUCAAGUCUUUACCGGGUUCGUUCCGAGCCUAAUAUUGCCCGCAAAGCUCUAGCCAAAGAAAUGUCCAAGAAUAGCCGCCAUGCCAUCAACAUAAUAUUUGUGACACAGAUCAUCUUCAUCGUGUGUAUGCUGCCCACUACGGUCAUCUUUAUCUGCCAUGGGCUAGUGGAUAUUCCGAUCUGGCUCUACAAGCUGUCUACCACAUUGGCCUCUCUCAACUCUCUAGCCAAUAUUUUCGUAUACGCAGGAUACAGUGUAAAGUACAGGGCAGCCAUUUGGUCAGUCAUCAGAUGUCGCUUUGUGAAGUAAGCCCAUUGAGAGGAUGGCAGGAAAGUCUUAUUGGAAUUGGACAAACCAAACAGUUUAUAAUGGAACAAUAAACCAAGCAUUUAUUUAAGACAUUUACCGUAUUAAUGAAAUAUACAUUGCGGUACUCUAGUCGUAUAUCUUAUCUAUAUUUUCGUUGUUUAUCUUUAAAAAAAAUAUUUAACAGCCUUCUUGGGAAUAGCUGUAAGCACUCCAUUUUCAAAUUUAACAAAAAUGUGCUAAGUUUAAAAACUAUAUUUAUACCAAACGAAUCUAGGAAAACAGUCAACGAAGAAAAAAGGUGAAGAGAUGAGGGAUGUUUAUUUUAUGGGAUAAAUUAUAAUUAUGUUAGACGAACUCAAUGCAAAUAAAUGAUGUUGGCCAUGAGUUAAUUUAGCUCUGACAUGCAGGGUUCACUGUCGCUUCCACUGCCUUCUACUAACAUACGAGGUUCACUGUUGCCGCCUGUGUCUUAAUAUUUCUACAGGGUUCACUAUCUCCACUAGCACGGGUUCACAGUAAGCGGUACUCUCUAGCUUCAGAAUGAUAAUUUACAUGAGCUAACUGGAAUGUUUCCCACUAUCAGGAACGACCCUUUCCAGUUUCCUAACAAGACUUCUUCCUGGCCAGACAACCUACAUUAAUUCUCACCUUCUGACCACACUGGCAAUGACCAUUUCUACAACUCAGGCGAUUGUAGCAUAUCUUGAGUUCUUCUUAUUCCAUUUACUUAGCCGGAAACAACAGCUAAGCAUUUUUGUCUCUGCCAGAGUUCUUCACAUAUAUAUACAUUAUUAUUAUUAUUAUUAUAGCUUUGGCCCAAUCUCAUUUGUGGACCAGUGGGGGGGGGGGAGUAUUUAGGAGUUGGUUUUCCGUGGUGCCUAUAGGCGCUCAGUAAACGCAACUCUGCCCGAGUCGGGUGUCGAACCUGGUAGCCAUGACAAACCAAGUUCAAUCGCUCUUAGCCUCUCGACCACGCUUCCCACAGUUUUUAGUUUAUAACUCUAGUACAUCUGAUCAUACCUCUAGUACCUCACGCACAUCUAUUAAAUAAAGCUGUUUCCUGUUAGUUUGCAUUGAAAUAAUGUUUC
Messenger RNA from Biomphalaria glabrata, 3201 nucleotides. RefSeq lists its product as uncharacterized. The transcript is spliced from 2 exons. NCBI's taxonomy places the organism in Eukaryota, Metazoa, Mollusca, Gastropoda, Planorbidae. Bases 209 to 2113 code for a protein of 634 amino acids. Gene Ontology annotation, cellular component: membrane. The record is from RefSeq and is a predicted model, not a curated record.